This is a messenger RNA of Schistocerca gregaria, 6102 nucleotides long. It is a transcript of the gene Tnpo, whose product is annotated as transportin-1. Gene Ontology annotation, biological process: protein import into nucleus. The coding region runs from base 200 to 2878 and encodes 892 amino acids. Gene Ontology annotation, molecular function: nuclear import signal receptor activity; small GTPase binding. The transcript has 20 exons. The record is from RefSeq and is a predicted model, not a curated record. Lineage: Eukaryota; Metazoa; Arthropoda; Insecta; Orthoptera; Acrididae. Gene Ontology annotation, cellular component: cytoplasm; nucleus.
GAAGUUCAAUUAGGAAACAUCGUUGGUCAGCGUAAAUGUCGUUCAGUCCGGCCUAUCACUCGACAGUUGCUCUGUAGUAUUAGUAGUGUGUGAAAGUUAUUGCUCUGUAAUCGUGCAGAUAUCUGUUAGUAACUUUUUGAUUUACUACCCGACCUUGGCGAGGAAAUUUUAAAUAGUGUGAGUCGAGGAGUAAGCAAUAAUGAAAAUGGCGUGGCAGCCGCAAGAAGAUGGUUUGCGACAAAUAUUGCAGCUUUUGAAAGAGUCGCAGUCUCCAGACACGGCUACACAACGUGCCGUGCAACAAAAAUUGGAGGAAUUAAACAAAUUUCCCGACUUCAACAACUACUUGAUUUUUGUUCUCACAAAACUCACAUCAGAAGAUGAGCCAACCAGAUCACUCAGUGGGCUGAUAUUGAAAAAUAAUGUGAAAGCCCAUUAUCAUAAAUUCUUGCCAGAAGUGACAGAGUUUAUAAAACAGGAAUGCCUGUCAGCAGUGGGCGAUCCAAGCCCUCUAAUUCGAGCAACUGUUGGCAUCCUUAUCACUACUAUUGCCUCUAAAGGGGAGCUUACAGCUUGGCCUGAUCUGUUGCCUGCUUUGUGCCAGAUGCUGGAUUCAUCAGAUUAUAAUGUCUGUGAGGGAGCAUUUGGUGCACUGCAGAAAAUUUGUGAAGAUUCAUCAGAACUGUUGGACAGUGAUGCUUUAAAUCGCCCUCUCAAUGUUCUAAUACCAAAGUUCCUGCAGUUUUUCAGGCAUUCAAGUCCAAAGAUCAGAUCACAUGCUAUCGCUUGUGUUAAUCAGUUCAUCAUCAACCGAACUCAGGCCCUGAUGAUUCACAUAGAUUCCUUCCUGGAGAAUCUGUUCCACUUAGCAUCGGACGACGAUCCUGAAGUACGCAAAAAUGUUUGUCGAGCCUUGGUGAUGUUGCUGGAAGUUCGUAUGGAUAGGCUUAUACCAAACAUGCACAACAUUAUUGAGUACAUGCUGUUGCGGACCCAGGACCCAGAUGAAGGUGUGGCUCUUGAAGCAUGUGAAUUCUGGCUGUCCCUUGCAGAGCAGCCAGUAUGUAAGGAAGCACUGUCCCCACACUUGACAAGGCUUGUGCCAGUUCUUGUUCGUGGAAUGAAGUAUUCGGAUAUUGACAUCAUUUUGCUGAAAGGUGAUGUAGAGGAAGAUGAAGCUGUACCAGAUCGAGAGGAAGAUAUUAGACCAAGGUUUCACAAGUCACGAACACACACUGUGAAACACUCUGAUGAGAAUGGGGAAGAUGAAGGUGCUGGUGACGAUGACGAUGCGAUGGAUGAUGAUAGCUCAUUGUCUGAUUGGAAUCUGCGGAAAUGCAGUGCUGCAGCAUUGGAUGUCCUGGCAAAUGUAUUCAGAGAGGAACUGUUACCUGUUCUGGUACCUAUAUUGAAGGAGACACUAUUUCAUCAAGAGUGGGAAAUAAAAGAAUCGGGAAUACUUGCUCUAGGUGCCAUUGCUGAAGGUUGCAUGACAGGAAUGAUACCACAUCUAACAGAGUUGAUUCCAUACCUGAUAAAUUGCCUGUCAGACAAAAAAGCAUUGGUGCGAGCUAUUACUUGCUGGACUCUCAGCCGCUAUUCUCAUUGGGUUGUCUCACAGCCUCAUGACAGCUAUCUGAAACCACUGAUGACAGAGUUAUUGAAGCGAGUACUGGACAGUAAUAAGAGAGUACAAGAAGCAGCAUGUUCGGCAUUUGCUACACUGGAAGAGGAGGCAUGUACUGAACUAGUGCCAUAUCUUGGGUUCAUCCUGGAGACAUUGGUGUUUGCCUUUAGCAAGUAUCAGCACAAAAAUCUGUUGAUUCUGUAUGAUGCAAUUGGAACACUGGCAGACUCCGUGGGCCAUCAUCUGAAUAAGCCGGAGUAUAUCAACAUGUUAAUGCCACCACUUAUUCAGAAAUGGAACAUAUUAAAAGACGAAGACAAAGACCUUUUCCCACUUCUGGAGUGCUUGUCAAGUGUAGCAACAGCACUGCAGAGUGGAUUCCUGCCAUACUGUGAGCCUGUGUAUCGAAGAUGUGUUUCUCUUGUUGAACAGACACUUAAUCAACACAUUGCAAAUACACAAAAUCCAGAGCAGUUCGAAGCACCAGACAAAGAUUUUAUGAUUGUGGCCCUUGACUUGUUAUCUGGACUUGCUGAAGGUCUUGAUGGGCACAUUGAGAAGCUUGUCGUCAAUUCAAAUAUCAUGCAGCUGCUCUUUCAGUGUAUGCAAGAUCCUAUGCCUGAAGUGCGUCAGAGCUCAUUUGCACUUCUUGGUGACCUUACAAAGGCCUGCUUCCAGCACGUGCUUCCGUGUAUAUCGGACUUCUUACCAAUUCUUGGACAUAACCUGAAUCCUGAAUUUAUUUCUGUAUGUAACAAUGCAACAUGGGCUAUUGGUGAAAUUUCAAUCAAACUGGGUCAGGACACUAGGCCUUAUAUACCGAUGGUUCUUAACCAACUGAUAGUAAUUAUCAAUCGUCCUAACACACCCAAGACUCUGCUAGAGAAUACAGCCAUAACUAUUGGCCGGCUAGGUUAUGUGUGCCCCCAUGACGUCGCACCCCUGUUACAGCAGUUUGUGCGCCAGUGGUGUACAUCACUACGAAACAUCCGUGACAAUGAAGAAAAGGAUUCUGCUUUUCGUGGCAUGUGUCAGAUGAUAACUGUCAAUCCUGCUGGAGUUGUUCCAGACUUCAUUUUCUUUUGUGACGCAGUUGCUUCAUGGGUCAGCCCAAAGCCUGACUUAAAAGAAAUGUUUCACAAGAUCCUGCAUGGAUUCAAAAACCAGGUCGGUGAAGAGAACUGGAAACGAUUCUCUGACCAAUUCCCGCCACAGCUGAAGGAGAGACUGGGCUCCAUGUAUGGUGUCUGAACAGAGAUUACAGGUGGUGCACGGGGGAGCAGCGAGGGGGGGUGGGUGAAACCACUUUACCGGCAGAGUGGCAUGCUUCGGCUGAUGCUCCACGGCCCGCAUCACACCUGGAUUGCGCCGCAAUUCUAACAUGGCGGCACCCCGGCCUCGAGCUGCAGGGGGGGUGGGGGGUGGGCCGGCGGGGAGGGAGGGGGCAGGGGAAGGGGCGCGAAGCUAGGGCCAGCGGGUUCUCAAAGUUCAGUGUAAUGGUCUUUUUAUGUUAAAAUUCCGUUCUUUCUUGUCACUUUUUAUGCUUUAACAUGUUUAAAAUAGGGAAAUUUUUCAGUCGCUACUGGAAUUUUGUGGGAUGUCAGACAGUUCUAGAAGUGGAAUUAGGUUAACAUCUAAAAAUUAAAGUAACUGUACUUUAAGUUUAGUUUGUAAGAUGUACCUAGAGUAAUAUUUUUAAGGCUUGCAUUAAUAAAAUUAUUGGUAAAUAGACAUUAAAACAUUACAAUUAUAGGUGUGAGGGGAAAUAUCUGAAUCCUCAAGAGACGCCUAAACGGCUCCGACGGACAGUGUAUAUUGUUCCAAAAAUUCUUCGGUAGUCUAGUCCGUCUCUGCUUCCGACCCCUGCAUUGCACUUGUGCUGUAUAUGCAGGAGACUUGGUAAACCCCCUUCCCGGUGUUGUGUAGGAAAAUUUCGUAAGUUUGCCACGGCAAGUGGGCCGAGUACUUAGAAGUGCCUUAGUAAGCAUCACACGCUACAGCAGGUGCUGCUGCAAAUAUGUUUCAUUUUGUUGAGCCUCACAGAUCUAAUGCUAUUGUUUUUUUGGUGUGAAGCAAUGUGUGGUUUUUUCCUUUAAAAUGGUGGUUUCACAAGCAGAGUUUUCAUUUAAUCACUUGUUAAGUACAGCAGGUCCCUUGAUUACUUUUUAUUUAUGUGUAAUGUAGUUCUUUCUAUAGUUGUUGAAGAUCAUUUGAUUAAAUGCCAGUGACUGUGUGAUGCUCAGUUGCUAUGAGGUAGGCACAGUAGACCAGCCAAAACAUUGGUCUGUAAAAUGUUUUCCACAAUAAUCUCACAGGUCUUCAUGUGAGUCAAUUCAGUCGUUUUUAGUGCUGUACUUUUUAUGCUGAAUUUUGUGUGUGUGUGUGUGUGUGUGUGUGUGUGUGUGUGUGUGUGUGUGUGUGUGUGUGUGUGUGUGUGUGUGUGAGUGAGCUGUGUUAUUGUUUUUCAUGAAACUGAGUACAAUUAGUUGAGCAGUUAUCAGUGAAUGUGAUUAAUAACCUUGGUAAAUUUUUAAGUAUUUUCUUAAUGUGAUCAAUGCUGUAAGUACAUGUAAUAAUGUAAGUUCCUUUUUAUAAAUGAAGAUAGUGAACAUUUAUUUCUGUUAAUAAUUUAAUAGUGGGUGAAUAUUUGCUUUACAUGACUUGCAGCGUUGUUGCAAGUAUCUUUAGGAAAUUGUAUUUUCAUUCUUGUUGAGUGACAGAGCUUAUACUGUUUUAAGGUCUCUAUGAGAAAUGUGUACUUCAGCUCAUAAAAUCUGUUGUUGACUGAAAUUUAUAUUUUUUUUAGUAAUCAAUUUCUCCCAAGUCGCCUUCUUUAAGUUCCUUUGACAUAGUUUUGUUCCCAAUGACAGAAUCUCCACAGUCAGCUUUUUCCCUUAGUCUUUAUUCAAUUACGUAUACUUCAUUGCCAUUUUUACUACAUCGCUGUUAUGUAUAUUUUCUAAACUAUUUCGUGUUGUCAGAUAUUUAAAAUCUCUUAUCAAUAAAAUUGCUUUCAAUGCAGUUACUGUAAACAUAGUCACCUUUCUAAUCAAGUGUUUGGUAACUACAGUAAAACUCAUAUAUCAGACUUAAAAGUUUAAUAACAGAAAUGAACCACAUGAUGUAUAAAUUACGGUUUAUAAACAAUGUUAACGUGUUCUUCAAUCAAUCUUCACUGGUUAAGAUAAUCAGUAGUAUGUUAAUCAAUCCUUUUUGUAGUCGGGUAUAAUUUUUGAAUACACUUUGUGGAAUAGUAAUUGACCCUAAGUUUUUAUUUUUUUAUUUAUGACAUUAGUGACUGUGGCAGCUUAUUCUUUUUGUUGCCAAGUACUGGUUGCUCUUCUAGAAUAAGUAUAUAAGUAGAUUGAUAAGUCUCUGAUGAUGUCAUGGUUUUUCCUUAUAUUGUGCUGUGAUAAAAAAAAAUGCAUCCUCCAUGUCUGUUAUUGGUGUCCUCAUUCAGUGCAGGCACAUAGAAAUUUGAUCAUUCCAUUAAUAAAUGCAGAAAAGGAUACUGAUAAAUUUACACAGCUUAAAAUAAUGUUUUGCUCAGAUGUUCAAUGUUUCACUAAUUCCUGCAAAUCUUCAUACAGUGUACUGUUGUUUAUUUUUUUCUUUUUAAAAAAAGUUACUUGUUAUGCAUAAUUGGUAAAUUAAUACUGCAGGAGCAGAAUUAACUUGUUUUAAUAAGUUUGUGGAUGCCAGAUUUUAGUACCAAAGUAAUAGUAAGUGUCCAUGCUUUAGUGAUCUGUGAUUAUGUAUAGAAUAUUAUAUAAGUUGUAAUGUUAAGGGUAGAAAUUAUAUUUUUGUUAGCAAAUCGUGGUACUAAAGUUGUGAAUGCACAUUUAUAAUGCUGUCAUUUGUUUUCUGUUGUUUAAUGGCAGGUGAUCUCACUGGAGGGACACUAUAAGUUCUGUGACAUUUCUAAUGUUUCAUAAAUGCUAUGAACUCUAGCCCUUUAUCUUGUAAGGCAAACGAUGAUUUUUUGCAGAAUUUCUUGUUUUACUUUCUCAUGGCCUGUUACAUGCAUCCACUGAGAUCACUUGACUUCUCUAUGUGAAAAUGCAUAAACAUAGUGUAAUUAUAAUUCUGUAAUAAUAUGAAAUCAGAAUUUUUGUGUAUAGUAUUUAAUGUAUAUUUUCUAUUGUGUAGAAAUAUUUUUAAGAUUUUAUGUCACUGCAUUUUAGAAGUGAUUUCUUAUACAUAAAUGUGUAUGUAAUAAUACUGUGCAUAUGUAAUGUAAUUUACUUGUAAAUUCUAUCUGUUAGUUGAACAUUUACACAUUGUACAGAAUACUCAGAAGUAGUGCAAAAUUUAAAAAAAAAAUUAAGAUAAAGGGAGAAACGAAGUAUCUGAUCCUUCCGUUAUAAAUGCACAUGCUUUCAUUGUUACAUUAUGUCAUUUAUACUUCAUAAAAUUGUCAAUAGUCACUUGAUUUUGUUAUCAUUUCAAAAUUAAAAUCUUUUGUUGUUUAAGAA